AUGGCAUCCCAGGAGAGCCAUUUGACAGUCACGCUCGUGACCUCCAUCCUGGGAGCGGUUCUUGGCUCCCUGCAGAUUGGCUACCACACCGGCAAUGUCAACGCUCCAGCCAAGAUUAUUGAAGAGUUUUUCAACCACACCUGGAGAGCCAGACACAACCAGUCAAUGCCAGAUCACAGUCUGACUCUCCUGUGGUCACUCUCUGUCAGCAUAAAGGACUUUGGAGCCUUACUGGGGUCACUGGGAGUCAAAUACCUGGCAGAUUCUUAUGGCAGGCGUAACUCCAUCCUCAUAGUUAACUGUCUGUCUGUGGUGGGAGCAUGUUUGAUGUUUGCCUCCAAAGCCAGCGAGUCAUUUGAGGUCCUCAUCCUGGGACGACUGGUGUUUGGUCUGUUCUGCGGCCUGGUGAUGAGCCUUAACCCCCUCUAUAUCCAGGAAGUGUCUCCUACCAAUCUCAGAGGGGCAUUUGCUACACUGAACCAGGUGUCCCUCGCUGCAGGCAUCCUGGUGGGAAUGGUGGCUGGUCUGGAGAUAUUGUUGGGCACUGAGCAUGACUGGGCCAUGAUGCUGUCCCUGUCUCUCAUCCCAGCCCUCACACAGUAUGUGAUCCUACCUUUCUGUCCUGAGAGCCCCCGCUACCUGCUAAUCAACCAGCGAGAAGAAAGCAAGGCAAAAAGUGCUCUGCUGAGGCUGAGAGGCAGAACAAACGAGGUGUUUGCUGAGCUGGAUGAAAUGAAAGAGGAAGCUGCUCACACUCAGAGCGGUGUCACCAUCCAGGAGUUCUUCACGAAGCGCACCUACAAGCAGCCGAUCAUUAUUGUCCUGAUCAUCAGCCUGGGAAGCCAACUCUCUGGAUUCAAUGCGAUAAUCAACUAUUCCACCAAAAUGUUUCAGGCCAAGUUUGACCAGGCCAAAUAUCUCACACUGGGUGUGGGGGCUGUCAAUCUGAUGUUUACUUUGGUAGCAUUCUUCCUGAUGGAGAGGGCAGGGAGGAGGAGGUUGCUCCUGACUGGUUUCAUCUCCAUAGCAGUGUGCAACUUAAUCAUGACCAUAGUCGAUUCUGUCCUGCAUUUGGUCCCAGAGCUCCGAAGCCUACAAGUCCUCCUGGUUUUCUGCCUGACUUCAGCCUACGAGCUGGGCCCAGGUCCGAUCUCCUGGUUCAUUGCUGCUGAGCUGUUUGACCAGCCUGGCAGACCCAUAGCCAUGGCCUUCAGUAGCCUGCUCAACUGGGGAGGGAAGUUUGUUCUGGCACUUCUCUUUCCUCCAUUACUGAAAAUCUGCGGUGCUUAUGUCUACCUCCUUUUUAUGAUCCUGGCUCUGCUCGCCUUCACCUUCACCUGGAUUCGCCUACCGGAAACAAAGGGUCGUACAUUUGAUGACAUCGCGGAGGAGUUCAGAGGAGCAGAGGGCAUCCCUUUGUACAAUAAGACUGGAUUCAACACUUUCACCUGAGGAACCCAUUGCUUUUUAUUGAUUCUGGCUGAUGAUCAAAGUGUUAAAGAGUCAGUUUACAACAGAAAACUGUU
Molecule: messenger RNA, 1526 nt
Organism: Archocentrus centrarchus (flier cichlid)
Lineage: Eukaryota; Metazoa; Chordata; Actinopteri; Cichliformes; Cichlidae
Gene: slc2a1c
Product: solute carrier family 2 member 1c
Exons: 10
Coding region: 1-1452 (483 amino acids)
Biological process (GO): dehydroascorbic acid transport
Cellular component (GO): plasma membrane
Molecular function (GO): D-glucose transmembrane transporter activity
Source: RefSeq, a predicted model, not a curated record